AUGAGUGAUCGACAGGAGCUUGGGCCACUGCGGCUCAUCUAUCCCUCCGUGUUGGACGACUGCAAAUACUGUUCUUUGCUUACAUUUCGUCCGCUGGAUCCUGAUACCAUCGCCAUGAAUGCUGCAACACAGGGUGACAGGGCCUCGGCCCAAUCCAACUACCGCCUCGCUAUCGCACACUACACCCACGCCCUGAGUGAGCUACCCCGCGCUCCGGCAUACUACAUUGCGCGAUCGACUGCCUAUUCGCGCCUCAAGCCCGCAGAUGGCGGACCCGACUACCAGUCCGCACUCAACGAUGCCGAAAUUGCUCUCCAGCUCGCCAAAGAGCGGGGAAACCGUGAGCUGAUUCUCUCCGCCCAGAUGCGCCGUGCCGUGUCGCUGUACCAGCUUGAACGAUAUGGAGAUGCAGGAUUUGUGUUUGAAAUCAUCGCGAAGAAGACUAAGAGUGAGAAAGUCCCAGAGAAUAAAUCGGAACAGGUGCAGGCUGCCAUGGGAGGACCGGGAUCCGGAUGGGGAGGCCCCCGAAACAAUUACAGCGCGCAAAUGCCGAUUUGGACCGCCAAACUUCAACGCAAGCUAGCAGAACUGCCCAAGGAUGACCCGAAGUGCACUGUCUCUAUUGCCGAGUUCCCGCCUUCCACCCACGUUCCGACUGAAGAAGAGGUGAUGGAUCAGUGGGAUGCUCUCAAGGCUGGCAAUAACGUGGGAGUGGCUGGAGCCUCGCAGCAGACUGAGCCUCGGCCCUCGGGGCCUCAGCUCUCAGAGGGAUCGACUCUUUCCCCGGCGGAGAUUGCUUUGGCUUCUCACAUUCAAAACUCAAACAUCAGUGCUACGGCUACCUCUAUUGCCCCGGAUAAGAUUCGCCAUGAGUGGUAUCAGUCACAGGACUCUGUGGUUGUGACUCUUUAUGUCAAGGGGAUCCCAAGUGAGAGUGUCGCAGUCGAUCUGAAAGAAGAUUCGGUCUCGAUACAAUUCCCCCUCCCAUCUGGCGCUGAAUACGACUUUACCCUCGACCCGCUCUAUGCAGCUAUCAACCCCGCCGAGUCCAAGGUCUCAGUCAAGGGCACCAAGAUUGAACUCACUCUGCGAAAGAAGACCGGCCAAAAAUGGGGUGCCCUCGAAGGCUCAGCCACCAAUACCACUGAGAUCACCGACCGUCCAGCCGCACAAAACGCGCCAGCUACCUCGGGCCCUUCGUAUCCCACCUCGUCGCGCCACGGCACUAAGGAUUGGGACAAAGUCGCAUCGUCGCUCACAGAGAAGAAGCCAAAGGACAAGUCGGGGGAUGAUGGCAACGCAGCCGAUGCAUCGGAUGACGAAGGUGGUGAUGCCGUCGACGGAUUCUUCAAGAAGCUGUAUGCCGGCGCCGACCCAGAGACUCGCCGAGCUAUGAUCAAAAGCUACACCGAAAGCCAGGGAACGUCGCUGAGCACGAACUGGUCCGAGGUCGCGAAGGGGAAGGUAGAGCCUCACCCUGAAUGA
Molecule: messenger RNA, 1485 nt
Organism: Penicillium expansum
Lineage: Eukaryota; Fungi; Ascomycota; Eurotiomycetes; Eurotiales; Aspergillaceae
Product: co-chaperone SGT1
Exons: 2
Coding region: 1-1485 (494 amino acids)
Biological process (GO): protein stabilization
Molecular function (GO): protein-folding chaperone binding
Source: RefSeq, a predicted model, not a curated record